AUGAAACAGGAUCAAAGAAUAAGACCAAAAUUCACUUGGAUUGGAUUAGUAGCUAGAGUCUACAACUAUAUUCCGAGUCCCAAUUUAAUAUCCAAUAUAAUUUUAGGGAUCGCGUGGCUUUUUCUCAUAUUCCUCUGCUGUGGUUGCCUUUCUAAACCAGCUACUUUCUCUAGAAUUCUACAAAUUCAAUCUCCCAAGUCCACCGUGGAUGUUGGCUUUUUUGGCGUUUGCAAUAAAUCUUUCAAUUCUACGGAAAACGUUUGCCAUGAACUUCGUCAUUGGAGUCCUUCAAACGGUAUGGCCUACAAUGCCGCGCGCUUUACAUGGCAGCAAGUACAUCCCGUGCUGCUAGGAAUGGUUGUUUUUGUUGGAACCGUUUCGAUUGUGCUUACUAUAUUGAAGUACGUGUUUCCCUCCAAUAUUCGACAAUGGUCCAUUUGCUGCCUCUUUACCAGCGCAUCUGCUUGUUUAUUGCUGGCUCUUCAAAUGGGUUUAGCAAAUAUAUCUGUAAACUCUUACAGUGUUGGCUUGAACUUAACUCACCAGGCCGUAUCUAAAGUCGGCAUACCUAGUGUCGUAUUUGGUUGGAUAUCCAGCAGUUUCUUCUUUUUGUUUUCUGUUUUGCACCUUGGUUUAUGGACAAUUGAAAGAAACAAGCUAAAAUUACUAGAGGAAACUGCACAAACUUUCAACAUUUAA
Messenger RNA from Schizosaccharomyces osmophilus, 699 nucleotides. RefSeq names its product meiotic tetraspan protein, claudin Dni2 (gene dni2). The transcript has a single exon. Bases 1 to 699 code for a protein of 232 amino acids. The record is from RefSeq and is a predicted model, not a curated record. Lineage: Eukaryota; Fungi; Ascomycota; Schizosaccharomycetes; Schizosaccharomycetales; Schizosaccharomycetaceae.